AUGCUUCGACCCUGUACGACCGUUGCUAUCAAAAGCAUCACCAAAAAGAACUUGGGGAAGUCUCAGAGUCUCCUGAGCAAGGAAAUAAAGAUUCUUAAGGAAUUAUCAGGAUUACAUCAUGAAAAUGUUGUGGCAUUGUUGGAUUGUAAGUCAUUAGAAUCUGGUGCAAUGAAAGCCCUGAAUGGCAAAGGAAUUGUACACAGAGACUUGAAGCCCCAAAACAUUCUAUUGUGCCAGGGGUCAAAACCAAAUCCACAACCUUCGGAGAUGAAAUUAAAAAUUGCUGAUUUUGGCUUUGCUAGAUUUCUUCAAGAUGGCGUUAUGGCUGCAACACUGUGUGGUUCACCAAUGUACAUGGCCCCUGAAGUCAUCAUGUCCCUACAAUAUGAUGCUAAAGCCGACUUAUGGAGUAUUGGUACUAUUGUGUUUCAAUGUUUAACUGGCAAGGCUCCGUUCCAGGCACAGACCCCUCAACAACUGAAACAGUUCUAUGAGAAACACAGCGAAUUGAAACCCUCGGUUAAGACAGCGGGUGUUUCUAAAGCAAUCCCUCUCCGUUACACACACACAUACACACCUGACACAUAUACCUCACCUGUUCAUGUUUUCUCCGUUACCUUUUCAGCGUCUCCCAUCGACAUGGCUUACGAAGCAGAACCAGACAGCCCAGAACCACCCCCCAUUCCACCACACCCUACUGUUACAUGUUUAUCUUCUAGUCCUCAACACCCACAAACUCUGACUUUACCCCUAACCGCCACCCCCCCAGUUGCUUCACCAGAAGAAGUCAAUGUUUCUAAAGGAAGUCGAGGAGACCAGGUAGUGGAAUCUGUUUCCAGGAGCACCAGUCCUGUGGAGGGUUUUGUGAUCGUCGAUGGUUACCAAGAUGACCAAUAUGAUAAAAACGAAACUGGUGAUAAUGGAUCUGACAGUGACGAUGAGGUUUGUGUGAGGAACGUCAAUAUGAGUCCUACGUCCGGUACCGUGGCAUUUAAGAAAGACUGCCAGACGAGUCCAACGAGACCAACAUCUUUACAAGUUCAGUCGCCCAACAUCACCCCGCCUUCGCAACCGAUCCCAGUCCCAACACAAACUGAAGCUUACCAAAUUAUGUCAAACUCCCCCACCACGCCCUCCCUCAGUCACAGUAAAGAAUCGGCCUCGGAGAAAGAGGAAGGCAACAGCCAUAUGUUGAAACGCAACAGUUCAGAAUCUCGUCUCAGUAGUGGACCAGACAUAGGGUCGUUAUCUCCACCAACAGUUACUUUCACCAUUGGGAGUCCACACAGUUCCCCCUGGAGGAGGGGCAGCACCAGCAACACCCCACCACCUCAUCCACCAGCAGCACACCGGACCCACUCCGGCACCCCGCCCAACAUGGUGGCUGUUAUAAAAUUACAUUUUGAUGUCAUGGGUUCAAUUCCAGGUCACAGCCCAGCAUCUGUUUCUCCUCAACAAGCCAUCACAGGCCCCUCAUCCAUGCCGUUAUUCUUCGGCUCCCAUGAUCGACGAGAAGGUUUCCACCACGUCGGCAGCCUUCCCUACAACCUGUAUCGGCCCAGGACAGUGCCGGACAAUAUGGCUACCUAUACUUAUAACGCCUCCCCUCCAAACAGUUGUCCCGAGUGUGGCCAUGGUCCAACCGAUAUCCCACAGCGUCAUGGCAACCAGGCCACCGGUCGCGACAGUAUAAUGACCACCCAGUUGAGGAGUCCGUAUGGAUCGCCCCGGCAAUAUUUUGCCUAUCCCUCAGGUAUGAUAGCCUGGCCCACCAAAGACAGGUACAUCCACACUAACGAAGACCAUUACUAUCGGCACCCUGCUUACCUGGUCUACCCUGAGGCCUCACCCCCAACCUCACUGAUGUAUGCCCCAUCACCACCUAGUAUCGAUACGGCAAUGCCUUUCGUGGCCCCAGAACUGGCUGAGGAUACACUAAUGGAUGAACACUACAAGGAGGUGCUGGGAAAACUGAGUUUUGUCAAUGACUUGGUGGAGUGCAUUAUGCAGAUCGCACAUGCACAUGGAACUCCAUUUAGCAUCGUCUCACCUAAUAUACUGACCUCUCUAUUUUACAGGCGUUUAAACCAACUCUUACUCUACGUACGCUGUCUACAGUUGCUGACGUCAGCACUACAACUUGCUAAAGAAGAAAUCAAACACUCACGUCUUCAUCCUCUCACAUCGCUGAAGAAGAUUGUCCAGAAGAUGAACGUCCGUUACCAUAAAUGUCUCGACCUCUGCAAGAAGAUCCAGCGUUAUGGUCCACUGCAGUACACCAACGCCCACAUUGCACAGAUGCUCGUUGCACCGGUUGACAAGAUUAUCUACCUUCAUGCCCUCGAUUUGUUCCGAACUGGUUUAUUGGACGAGAUUUUAAUGAAGAUGAACGAGUGUUACUAUCACUACAGCACCGCCCAUAUCCUGCUACAUAGUCUGGCCAACCAAGCUAAAGACACGGCAGACAAGUCAGUACUCAAUAACUGUAAGUAUAGUAUAUAUAUGUAUAUAUAUAUAUAUAUAAUUAUGUGUAUUUCUUCUAUCUUAAUGAAUAAAAAUUCUUCGGAUAGAAUAAAUAGGUUAAUAGAAACCAAUGUAGCAAAGAACACAAAAUAACUGUGGUUUAGUUCC
This is a messenger RNA of Octopus bimaculoides (California two-spot octopus), 2631 nucleotides long. Its product is annotated as serine/threonine-protein kinase unc-51. Gene Ontology annotation, molecular function: ATP binding; protein serine/threonine kinase activity. Lineage: Eukaryota; Metazoa; Mollusca; Cephalopoda; Octopoda; Octopodidae. Gene Ontology annotation, cellular component: cytosol; phagophore assembly site; cytoplasm. Gene Ontology annotation, biological process: response to starvation; peptidyl-serine phosphorylation; axon extension. The record is from RefSeq and is a predicted model, not a curated record.